CCAACUAUUCAUAGAAAUGAUCUUUCCAAGCUGCAGAAAUAAAGCAAACCAUGCAUAUAUAAAUCCUUCCAUUGGCUUUUGGAAUUUCAGAGCGAGAGAGAGAGAGAGAGAGAGCGAGAAAGAUGGGUUGCAAUCCUCUUGGCAAUGUUCUCCGAAGGCUCCGUGCCAAGGUGAACAGACGAAGGUCCCUGAAAGCCCAUCAACUUCGAGAAAGGAUGGCAAAAUCCGUAAUUCCAACCAACGACAACCCCAUUUACGUAGCCCACCCACCAUCCGAUCUCGCCAACACGACGCAUGGCCCACUCCCCCCAACGCCCAUUCAUAACUCAACCCACGUAUUUCCCGCCAACAGCGACACCAAAGAAGUCCUGCAAGUCCGCUUCUCCGAACCCGACACCCAUGACAGCAUCUCAACCGUCGAUUUCUACCGCGACCGAAACGACCCGGAAUGGUCCCGACACGAGUCGGGUUUCGCCAGCUAUAGUAACGGAUCCCCCGUUUCGGGUCCGGGAAACGAAGAUGGUAGUAGGAGGGACUAUUACUGUGGGGAGUAUCAUUACUAUCCUACCCCUGUUCGUGAGGGUACUUGCAAUCUUGCCGCUGAUAGUAAUCGCCUCACGACGAUUUUCAGCGACGAGAAUCCAAAUGCAUGUAAUAUCGUUUGAAAUUUAAAAUUAAAAACGUAAAUAUAAAAUGCUUUUUUUCUUUUC
This is a messenger RNA of Magnolia sinica, 710 nucleotides long. RefSeq lists its product as uncharacterized. The transcript has 2 exons. The coding region runs from base 123 to 665 and encodes 180 amino acids. The record is from RefSeq and is a predicted model, not a curated record. Lineage: Eukaryota; Viridiplantae; Streptophyta; Magnoliopsida; Magnoliales; Magnoliaceae.